Messenger RNA from Magallana angulata, 2402 nucleotides. Its product is annotated as histone-lysine N-methyltransferase EZH2-like. The coding region runs from base 106 to 2226 and encodes 706 amino acids. Gene Ontology annotation, biological process: chromatin remodeling. The transcript is spliced from 19 exons. Gene Ontology annotation, molecular function: histone H3K27 methyltransferase activity; protein binding. The record is from RefSeq and is a predicted model, not a curated record. NCBI's taxonomy places the organism in Eukaryota, Metazoa, Mollusca, Bivalvia, Ostreida, Ostreidae.
ACUAUUCAUUAUACUCUGGCGGCGAGGGGUGAAUGUACUUUCACACAUCUUUAUUUUAAUUAUUUUUCAUCGAAUAUUAGGUAUUGUGACCCUAGUAAAGAGUUCAUGGACGUUGAAGAUAGUAAGUCCACUUUGUUGCACCUCACCCAGUCAGGGGAGGAUGUGGAAAUGCAGAUCAAGGAGGAGGGGUCAGUGAGUGACAGUGGGGGGAAGUACUCCAUUGACUGGAAAAAACGGGUCAAAUCAGAGUUUAUGAGGAUAAAGCAUUUGAAGAAGUACAAAAAGACAGACGAAUUAAAGGCAGCUUUUGCAGCAAACAGAAAAACCAUCAACGAGCAACUGACCAAUCAGAAGGAGUUUCUGGAUUCCCAGCCGUCCUAUACCCUCCCUCCCCCCGAGACCCUCAGUCACAUUCCUGUCACAAAGAAGUGUGAUGUAAAAAGUAACUUAAUGCCAGUCCAGACAACUCUUCUGCGAGUUUUAAACAGCCUUCAGUCCAUUCCAACCAUGUACUGUUGGGCAGGGCUCCAGCAAAACUUUAUGGUGGAAGAUGAAACUGUACUGCAUAAUAUUCCAUAUAUGGGGGACGAUGUCCUUGACAAAGACGUAACCUUCAUCGAGGAACUGCUGAAGAACUACGACGGCAAAGUCCACGGAGAGAAGCACUGCAACGUGAUGGACAACGACACGUUUGUCGAGCUCGUCAACUCUCUCUGGCUCAACUACCCUGAUCCUGAUGUGGAUGGGGAGGAGGGCAUUGAACACUGUAACCAAGACGAACAGAAGUCACCAUUCCCCAGUGAUGCCAUAUUCGAAGCCAUUUCUGCAGAAUUCCCAGAAAAAGGGUCAGGGGACGAUCUAAAAGAAAAGUACAAGGAUCUGAUAGAAGUAAAAGAAACCACUGGUAACAUGCCCCCUGAGUGUACCCCCAAUAUCGAUGGAGCGGGCGCCCAGUCCGUGCCUCGUGACCAGACCAUGCACUCAUUUCACACGCUGUUCUGUCGACGCUGCUUCAAGUACGACUGCUUCCUACAUCCCUAUCACCCCACUCCAAGUAUGUUGACCAGAAAAAUGCCAGAAACCAAACAGGAAACAGAGCCUUGUGGACCACACUGUUAUUUACAUUUGGUUGGUCUACCAGAUGAAAAGGGGGAGCACUGUGAAGUGAAAAAAGAAGAAAAGAUAGAACCUAGUAAAAAAUGUAAAACUAGAUUGCAAAAUAAGCGCAAAAAAUCUGUCACAGACGUGAAGCAGGAGAAGACGAGGAUAGACGACUGGAUGCCGGGGGAGGAGUCGUUGUUCAGGGUGAUACAGGACAUGCACCGCACCAACUACUGCGCCAUGGCCAAGCUGAUCAAAACCAAGACCUGUGUUCAGGUGUAUAGUUUUGCACUUAAAGAGGCAGCCCACAUUCCAGACAUCACAGAGGAUAAGAAGCUGACUCCACCCAGAAAGAAGGCCAAGAAAAAGCACAAGUUGUGGUCCAUGCACUGCCGUAAGAUUCAGCUGAAGAAAGACAACAACAGCAGUAAGAUGGUGCACAAUUACCAGCCGUGCGACCACCCGGGGCUACGGUGUGACGAGAACUGUCCCUGUAUCAUGUCCCAGAACUUCUGUGAAAAGUUCUGCCAGUGCAGUGGCGAUUGUGAGAACAGGUUCCCUGGGUGUCGGUGUAAGGCCCAGUGUAACACCAAACAGUGUCCAUGUUUCCUGGCAGUGCGCGAAUGUGACCCUGACCUUUGUCAGAUGUGUGGGGCAGAUCAGUUUACGACUGACAAAAUUUCCUGCAAGAAUGUCAGUGUCCAAAGAGGAAUGAAAAAGCAUCUCCUUCUAGCACCCUCGGAUAUUGCAGGAUGGGGAAUUUUUCUCAAAGUACCAGCAGAGAAAAAUGAGUUCAUAUCAGAAUAUUGUGGAGAGAUAAUAUCACAAGAUGAAGCAGACAGGAGAGGGAAAGUAUAUGACAAAUACAUGUGUAGCUUCCUUUUUAAUCUCAACAAUGAUUUUGUUGUGGAUGCCACAAGGAAAGGGAACAAAAUUCGCUUUGCCAACCACUCUGUUAAUCCCAACUGUUACGCCAAAGUCAUGAUGGUAAACGGGGACCACAGGAUUGGGAUAUUUGCCAAGCGACCUAUACAGGCAGGAGAGGAGCUCUUCUUUGAUUAUCGUUAUGGUCCAACAGAACAAUUGAGAUUUGUGGGCAUUGAGAGAGACACUGAAAUGAUUUGAUCUGAGAGGAAGUAGCAAGCUUAACUGAUGUGAAAUUUUCCAGGUGCUUAAAGUAAUAUUCUUUUCUUCACUGUGCAAUAUCUUCAAUUUUACAAUCUCAAAGCAAAUCAACAGGAUAAUUCAGAUCAGGAGACUCAAAACAGAACUGAAGAGUUUUGUAAGUUUAUUAAGAGUUU